GGGCAUAAAAUGGUAGAGAUUCCAAGAAGGUUAAAUAGAUUCGCUGCGGCUUUUGACGUCGAGGCGGCGCGUGCACUUCAGCCAUGCGAGAGCAGCAGUGGGAGCGAUCAUUUUCCUGAUGAGACAGCCGAUCUUUGGGAUCUGGUCGAGUCUUUUAUGGACAGGGAAGUGAGAGCUUUACCAGAGGAUGUUCCUGAGGAAGAAAACGAUGAUAAGUCAAACGAUGAUUAUGAAGAUGUGAAGGAGAGGUUAUGGGAGAUUCGUGAGAAUCUCAGUGGCGGCAGAGAGCGGAGGAGAAUAGUUGAGGAGAUAGUAAAUGCAAGUGAGUUUGUGGGAGAGAAACGCCUCUUGAUGGUUUACUUACGUAACAAAGGUUUUGAUGCAGGUCUUUGCAAGUCCAAGUGGGAGAGAUUUGGUAAGAACACAGCCGGGAAGUACGAGUACGUUGACGUUAAUCGAGAAGAUAAGAACCGCUUUAUCGUCGAGACAGAUCUUGCCGGAGAAUUCGUGAUUGCUAAGCCUACGACAAGAUACCUCUCUCUCUUAGCUCAACUACCACGUGUCUUUGUGGGAACACCUGAAGAGCUGAAAAAGUUAGUGAGAAUCAUGUGCUCUGAGAUAAGACGGUCGAUGAAGCGAGCUGAGAUUCACGUGCCACCGUGGAGGAGGAACGCUUACAUGCAAGCCAAGUGGUUUGGUCAUUAUAAAAGAACCUCUAAUGAAGUGGUAACUAGGGUUAAGAGCUGUGGCUGUGGACCACGUGUUGGGUUUGAAGGUUUGGUUAAAACGGCGACGCUUAACGGUUAUAAGGAGGUUGAGAGGAAGAGGCAUGGCUUAAAGGUUGGCCAGCUCACGGUGGCUUUUUCAACGGCGAGGGAGUGAGAUUGUAAUUGUGAGUUUUGAAUUAUUUUGUAAAUGUAUAUAAGUUGGUGUAGGGGUCUAUAUAAAUUUGUCUAGUAGAAUAAUAUAUUAGUUGGGCUUUCUCAAUCUCGGCCCGUUAUACAACUGGCCCGGCUCUAUGAAAUUUCAUAAUCAAUUCUUUUAAGACU
Messenger RNA from Eruca vesicaria subsp. sativa (arugula), 1049 nucleotides. The record is from the annotation of a GenBank genome assembly. Lineage: Eukaryota; Viridiplantae; Streptophyta; Magnoliopsida; Brassicales; Brassicaceae.